This is a messenger RNA of Fopius arisanus, 1794 nucleotides long. Its product is annotated as alanine--glyoxylate aminotransferase 2, mitochondrial. Lineage: Eukaryota; Metazoa; Arthropoda; Insecta; Hymenoptera; Braconidae. Gene Ontology annotation, molecular function: pyridoxal phosphate binding; L-alanine:glyoxylate transaminase activity. Gene Ontology annotation, biological process: glyoxylate catabolic process. Bases 169 to 1674 code for a protein of 501 amino acids. The transcript is spliced from 8 exons. Gene Ontology annotation, cellular component: mitochondrion. The record is from RefSeq and is a predicted model, not a curated record.
ACAUCGGCUAGCAGGCGCGCACGCAACUUUCAAAUUUCAAUAAUAACAAAGUUCAAUUGAUCACUAUUCAAUUCACCACUAGGUUCUCAUUGUAUUGAAAAAAAUAAAAAUCGUAAAAUUUCUCGGAAAUAAUUUUUGUUACUCGUGUAUCGAUUGAUAAAGGAAGAAAUGGCUCUUAAAGGUGUCACUGGACGCUGGAGUUCUAUUAGGAGAUACAGCUCUCUUCCGGAAAUUCCAGGUUGUAACUUUACAGUCUCGAAUUAUAAAGGUUCACAUUAUGAUAGUGUCAAGUCUGGCAGGAUGAACUCAGUGACCCCUACCACUCCUCCUUUUUAUAAAAAACCACUCUUGAUUCAUGAAGGUCAUAAGCAAUGGCUCUGGGAUCAUACAGGGAGGCGAUAUCUGGAUAUGUUUGGAGGCGUUGUCACUGUUUCUGUUGGCCAUUCUCAUCCGAAAGUAACGGAGGCAGCAACCAGCCAAUUGAGCAAAUUAAACCACACGACGUCUAUUUAUAUGCACCCGAAAUACCAGGAGUACGCUGAUAAAUUGAUAGGAAAAUUGCCAGGGAACUUGAAAGUAUUGUACAUGACUAACAGUGGUUCUGAAUCUAAUGAGCUUGCGUUUCUCAUGGCUAAAGUAUACACUGGGGCGCAAGACAUUAUUUCGCUGAACAAUUCGUACCACGGUAGUACGUACAUGACUAACGCCGCAACAGGAAUGUCAACCUGGAGAUAUCCUAUCGCCUCAGCCCCCGGUCACCCCCAGGUCACAGUUCCAGAUGUGUACAGGGGCUCCUGGGGUGGCUCUCAGUGUCGGGAUUGUCCAGUAUCUCAACGAGGCCAGACAUGUGAGUGCAUUGGAGAUAAGUGCAUUGCUGCGGAGAAAUAUCUCAAGGAUCUCAAAGACACUAUUCAAUUUUCUUUGCCGAAUAAUGGGAAAUUUGCGGCUUUUAUCGCGGAGAGUAUUCAGGGAAUUGGUGGUGUAGUUCAAUUCCCUCGCACAUAUCUACGUGGUGCAUAUGAUAUAAUAAAAUCAAAAAAUGCACUGUACAUAGCGGAUGAAGUGCAAGUAGGCUUCGGUAGAACAGGCGAUCACUUCUGGGGAUUUGAGUGUGACGAUAUCAUUCCCGAUAUUGUGACGAUGGCGAAGGGUAUUGGUAAUGGCUUUCCUAUGGGGGCAGUUGUCACAACACCAGAAAUUGCAGCGUCCUUGAGUCAAGCACUUCAUUUCAAUACAUUCGGGGGAAACCCAUUGGCCUGCGCUAUUGGUUCAGCGGUUCUUGACGUAAUUGAAGAGGAAAAACUUCAAGAAAAUUCUAAAGUCGUUGGAACGUAUUUAUUGCACCGUCUAAGCACUCUUUUAUUGGAAUAUCCAACGAUGGUUGGAGAUGUCCGAGGAAAGGGUCUGAUGAUCGGCGUAGAAUUGGUGUCAAACCCUGACAAGAAGACUCCCCUGGAGGAUGAGUACAUGGCCUCAUUGUUCGAGGACACUAAGGACAUGGGAUUGCUCAUUGGAAGAGGUGGAAUUCAUAAAAACGUUCUGCGGAUAAAGCCACCCAUGUGCGUAACCAAAGAAGACGCCGAUUUCACUGUCGAAGUGAUUAAAAAAGCUCUGGACAACUGCAGGGACAGAAACUUAAUUAGCAGGGAUAAUGUGUACAUAGGAGCUCUUUGAAAUUCAAUUCCAAAUCGACUUUGUACUUUUUUACUUUUAUAGUAAUAUAUUUGUUUUUUACAUUUGUACAAAUCACGGGCAUACUAUCAACAAUUCAGAAUUUUUUUUAUGGAUUUUGAA